AUGACGAGGCGGCUAAUGAGUCGGCGUGGCAACAGCGCCAACCACUCUCAGGUGACGCCGUACCAGCAAAUAGAAUUGGACGAUGGCUGGCGAGAAUGGGAAAAUACCAAGCAAGAGCUCGUGUUGGUGAAGAGACAACUAGCCGAGAAGGAUGCACUUAUAGUGCAGUUGAAGACUGCAUCUCGCAGAUUAGAGGAAACGCUGCGCAAGAAAGAAAAAGAUUUGCAAGCUGCGUUCGCUAUAUUACGGUCACCUCAAGAUGCUAAGACAACCAAAACCCGCAAGCAGGAGCUGAUUGACCGCUUGGUCUCCGAAUGUUUACAGAAGGCUGCGACUUCUGAAGCGCUGGUAGAGGAACGAAGACGAGAGCUCGACAAACUGAAGUACAGCAGUAAAUUUCUUCGCUUUCAGGAACUGGAGAUUGAGAUCGAAGAGUGUCACACAGAGAUCGAGCGUCUUCGUGCAAAGUUGGCGUUGACAUCUGCAUCCUCACCGACAGCAAUCGUUGGGAAACUCAAAGUUUCGUCUGUGCCACUGACACCAAAAGAUACAGUAGCGAUCACUGGUACCUUGUCGAAGAAAGCCAAGCUGGAUCCGUUGGGCGUACAUGAAGAUAUUAGCCCAGAUAAUAGGCAAAAUGCGAAUGCCUCCACCAAUUUGAGCGCGACCAGAAUGCCCCCCGUCCAGACUGCUACAGGUCAAGUUCGUGUGGUUCCGCUCGCCAAGUAUCACCAACGAGAGGGUUUUGUCUCCAAAACCCGUAGACGAGCACUCGAAGCUGAAUAUUACAAGCAAGUUCGACUUGCACAGCUGGAAGUUGAGUGUGAAUUGGAGGAAAACCUGCAUAUUCGAGCAGCCCGGGAAGCAAAAAGACUUCACGCCGUCGAGCAGCAAGACUGGCAGAAGGAAACUAUUGUCGAUAGUGCAAGUUCUCAACACUCGACUACGGAAACUGGGACAAACAGCGAUAAACGGACUGAUGAUCGCGAUGAUCUACCACAAAUUGAAGCUAACUCUGGCAAACCGGAUACAGCUUCACAAGAAAUAGGCGAAAAUGAACAUACGAGUGUUGACUCAAUCGAUAAGGAAGUUGACAUAGCCACUAGAGCUCCAGUUGAGCAUUCAGCAGGAAACACUGCGCAAGCUGAGUCUGUCGAAACUACUGUGACAGUAGAAUCAGCGGAAAACCAAGUGGAGACAACUGAGGAAGGCAAUGGAAACGGGGAAGCUAGCGAAGAGUUACAAAAUGUGCAGAAGACGUAUGAGGACGAUGAAUUUGAUGAUAAUGAUGACAAUUCCAAAGAAACGGGCCCUGGAGGUGAAUAUAAUGGUUGGAAUGUGGAUCCGAACCCGCAGAACGGACACCAGUCCGAUAGCAUUGAGAAAAAAGAUGCCGAACUUAGCCAACAACCCGAUGACAGCGACGAUGGCAAUUCAAAAUCUGCGAUCUGGAAUGCUGAUCCCACAGCCUCUCCAGAAGCAGAUAUACCAAGUGAAGCUGAAGCCGACAGAGUGGUGUGGAACGCAGAUCAUCAUCCUGGAGGCUCAGAUGAACCGAUGGACGAUGUAUCCGUUGUCAAUAGCGAUGACGAAGGUCAUGCAUAUGACGAUUCAAAGGAAUAUGAUGGAAAACAUGACGAGAUCUCCAAAGACACAAGAUCUGUAGGCGAAUAUAAUGCUUGGAACGUGGAUCCGAAUUCACAGAGCGAUCGCUUGACCGAUAGUAAAAAUACCGAUCUUAAUCAACAAGCCGGGAACAACGAAGCUGAUGUCGACAGGGUUGUGUGGAAUGCGGAUCCACAUGUUGACGGCUCAGAUGCAGUAAAGACUGAUGCAUCGGUUGUCAAUAGCGAUGAGGAAGACCUCGCACAGGAUGAUUCAGUGGAACACGAAGAUCCAAUACCGAAGAAGGACAAUCCUGCGAGCAAUGCCUGGAACUUAGAUCCCAGCCCUCCCGUCCCCACUGAUGCAAACCUCGCAGACUCAGUGGCUUCAUAUGAAGCGGAAGAGCAAAGUCCAAACGUUAUUGACACCAAUACGGAUGUAAAUGUCUGGAAUGUAAACCCGAUUCCAGCGUCAGAUCCCACUCAUACAGCUGAAAACAUGACGGAGGCGAUCGAUGGCGGACGCCCAGCCGUAGCGGAUCAGCCUGGUUGGAAUAUUGACCCUGAUCCUGCGGCUGCAGCAGCUUCAAACCCUGAGGUACCUGCACCACAUAAAGACACUACUGAUGACUACCGAGCAGAACUUGUUGAAAACAACCCCGACGAUAGUAACGCUAUAGUAGGUUCCAACCCCUCGGACUCUGCGCCCGACGAGGAAAAUGACGAAAAUCCGUGGAAUUUGGACCCCACCUUAGCACCAUCAAUCACGGAGGAUAAGGGCGACAACGAAGACCCGUUGCAAAAUGGAGAAUUACCCUUAUCAGGAGCUGCUGAGCUGUCUUCUAGGGUUGGAAGCGCACAGGGUGAUUCAGACCACGGCGCUGUCGAUCUUGAAGAAGACACAAAUAAUGCCUGGAAUCUAGAUCCAACUGCCCCCACUGCCGUCCUAAUGCCUGAUGUGGAUGGUAGUAACUCUCCUAGUGGUGAAGAGGUAAUCGAGAGAAAUGUGUGGAACUUAGACCGACACACUGGAGAUGCCAGCGAAGCUACGGACACAUUCAACGAAGCAACAGGCCUGGAAACUACACAGGAAGAUGAGGUUGCACCAAUCCCACCAACGGUGGCAGACGCACUCCCAGCGGGUGCCGGUGAAGAAGGCCCCACUCCAAUUUAUCAAGAAACACCUGACGAGUCUUCAAACGAUCCAGAUACGCCAGUUAUUGACGGUGAUGCCGAUAUGACAGCAGCUUCUGAACCCAAUAGCGAGGCUAGUUAUCAUAGCUCCCCUCGAGAGCUCGAAGACGACGCUACUCCAGAGUACACGCCGCCGUCAACUGAACGCGACUCAGAUGCAGACGACGACUAA
Messenger RNA from Phytophthora nicotianae INRA-310, 2970 nucleotides. RefSeq lists its product as hypothetical. The transcript has 6 exons. The record is from RefSeq and is a predicted model, not a curated record. Bases 1 to 2970 code for a protein of 989 amino acids. Lineage: Eukaryota; Oomycota; Peronosporomycetes; Peronosporales; Peronosporaceae.